AAGGCGCCGGCCAAGGCCGCGGCCAACGGGGCCCGUUCGCUAUGGGCGGGCAGCUGGGCCGGGCCGAGCCGCGCCCCGCCGGGGAGCCGGGACCGCGCUGCCGGGCCCGAGCCGCCGCCGCGCCGUGGGGGAUCACCUGACUCCACCAACUCCCUUUGCGCUGACUCCUCGGCGCCGGUAUCCAAUUCAGCAGGCCCAGUACUCCUCGUUGGGGGCCCUGCCCACAGUAUGCCUGGAUGGCUACCAGAGGAAAAGCCUGCUAUCUGCUCGCAACUCCAGCAUGGUGCACAGCCCGGUGACAGUGAAGAUUGCACGGCCGGACAGCAACCUGGCUCGCUCUCCACUCUUGGAGCAGCUGGUUUCGCCAAUGGCCUUGUCAUGCAAUAGCACCCUGGACCCAUGUGCAAAGGAGACUGUCCUGAGUGCCCUCAAAGAGAGCAGGAAGAGGGCUGUGGAGGAGGAGGACCAGAGUUUCCCCAGUGGUCAGGAGAACAAAAGGAGACGCCAUGACAGCAGUGGCAGUGGGCAGUCUGCAUUUGAGCCUCUGGUAGCCAAUGGAGCCCCAGCUUCUCUGGUACCCAAGCCAGGCACUUUGAAGAGGGCCCUUGUUUCCCAGUGCCUAGAUGAUUGCUUGAGCAAGAGAUCGCGCACUUCUUCCAUCAGCUCCAUGAACACCACAUAUGCUGGUGGGAUUCCCAGCUCCAUCCGCAAUGCGAUCGCUAGCUCCUACAGCUCCACCCGGGGACUCUCGAAGCUGUGGAAGAGAAGUGGCCCGAGUACUUCCCCUCUCUCCAGUCCAGCAUCUUCCCGCUCUCAGACACCGGAGAGGCCUAACAAGAAAGCCAGGGAGGAGGAUCCUCACUGGUCCAGCACGUCUACCCCUGUAAAGUCUGACAAGGAGCUGCAGACAGAAAAGGCUUUGGAGACUCCUGUGCGGAAGAAGCAGAGUUCCUUGACCUCGCCGUCCGUGUCAGGGAGCAGUGGGAAACGCAAGCGGAAGAUCCAGCUGCUUUCUUCUCGCCGAGGAGACCAGCUUACCCUGCCCCCGCCCCCUCAGCUGGGUUAUGCUGUCACAGCAGAGGACUUGGAUGCAGAAAAGAAGGCAGCACUGCAAUGGUUCAACAAAGUUUUGGAGGAUAAGACGGCAGUAGAUGCCACCCCAAGCACUGCUGCAGAAACCACCCCUGCAUCUAGGCCUGUGUCAUUCACACUGACAUCUACUGGGCCUACAUCUGUUUCAUUGGUCACCGGCACUGGGUCACUCCUGGAGAGUCUGAAGAAGAUGCAGAGCAGCCAGAGUGCACUUGUGCUUUCAGAUUCAGCUGGGGCUGCAGUGACCUCUCAGCUGCCUCGGACAGUUCCCAUGGUAUUGCUGGAUUCAGGUUCACUCCCUGCAGCUGUGUCUGACUCCAAGCCUGGGCCAACAUUAAACUUGCCGGCUCCCUUGGCCCCUCCCUCCUCCACUGCCCAGCCUGCCAGCAGUGUGAGCAACCUGGCGAUUCCUGCUUCAUCUGACCUGGGCGAGACCCCCACCAAGACGCCCUCCCCCCCUAAACCCAGCAUUCUCUUUGGGAUGCUGAGUACCCCGCCCGCCAGUCAGCCUGGACCAGCGGCAGCAGCCACCGCACCCGCAGCCACCCCCAUGUUCAAACCAAUCUUUGGCACCCUGCCAAAAAGCGAGAGCAUGGCGCUCUCUGCAGCUGGCACCUCUCUGGCAGUCACAGCAUGUACCAGCUCUGUGCCUCCCUCGACAGCGUCUUCCUCUGCCGCCACCACCGCCACAUUCAAGCCCGUCUUUGGGAACUUGGCAGCUGCGGCUGCACCUAUAGCAACAGCGUCUCCUUUCACAUUCAAGCAGACACCUCAGCCAGCCCCAGCUGCUGAUCUGACAGCAACUUCCACUACAGACACCACCUCUAUCUUCACCGGCCUCCCCAGUGCUGUCUUUACUACUGCAGCCACCGCUGCCAGCACACUGAGUGCCACCACUGACGCCACCACAAAGCCAGCCUUCAGCUUUGGACUUGGCGUGCCGCUCACCACCAGUGUAUCCAACAGCACAACCGUCACCGCGCCUGUCUCCACUAGAGCAACCCAACCAUUCCUCUUCGGAGCCUCUCCAAACCCGGCCCCCAGCACAGCAGCAAGCUUCACGCCUACCGCUCCCAUCUUCCAGUUCGGAAAGCCUGCAGCCCCCACUGCCAGCGUUCCAGCAGGCUCCACCUUCGGGCCAGCCCAGGCUGCUCCCAGCACCACUGCUGGCUUUAGCAUCUUUAGGGGCACAAAUCUGACUUCUACCCCACCAACCACCAGUCAGCCAACGCUGUCGUUUGGUUCCUCCACUGCUGCAUUUGGUGGUUCCUUUGGAACAGGUGCAAAACCGCCCCCUCCGUAUCCUGGUGCAGCUGGUCAGCCUGCGUUUGCCACUGGCACCCCGGAGAGCCAGCAGCCUACCAGCAAACCUGCCGCUGGCCCCGCGAGCUUCAGUACCCCCGCUUUCGGCUUUGGGGCCUCUGCAGCUCACUCUGCGGCACAGCCGGCGUUUGGGAACAGCUCGCAGCCGGUUUUCGGAGGGACUAAUACCCAAGUUUCCUUUGGCACCAACAGCUCCCAGCCAGCUUUUGGAGGCACGACAUCCGUGUUCUCCUUUGGAACAGCCACCACUACAACCGCGUCAAGUUUUGGCUCCAACACCCAGCCUACGAAGAGCGGUGCAGGUAGCAUGGUAUUUGGCGGAACCACCCCCUCUCCGUUCCCCUUUGGGGCGUCCAACCAGCAGAGCACAGGCGCCAGUGCCUUUGCCAUGGGAGCGUCUGCCCUGAGCGGGGGCACCCCCUCCGUGGCAUUCAGUUUUGGGGCUGGACAGAACGGAUCGGCAAGCACAGCAACCCCCUUUGGUUCUUCCCUGACACAGAACACGCUGGGUGCCCAAAACCAGAGCGCGCCGUUCGCCUUCGCUGUGCCUGGCACUCCUGACAGCAAGCCUGUGUUUGGAGGAACUCCCACUCCCUCCUUCGGGCAGAGCACGCCUGCUCCAGGAGCAGGGCCUGUCGGGAGCAACAGCCUUUCCUUCGGGACCCCCAGCACUCCUGGGUCGGGCUUCGGAGGAGCCAGGCCUCCAUUUGGACCAUCAACCCCUGCGUUUUCUAUCGGGGCAGGAUCCAAGACUGGGCCCCGUCAGCGGCUGCAGGCACGAAGGCAGCACCCCCGCAAAAAAUAACCUCUUGGGGCUUCUGUUGGAUCUUAGUUCUGGCCCAGCUGUGAAGAGCCCCAGCCCAGCCCCCUGAGCCGAGGGUAUCUGAGUUCUAAGUAACCCUUCUGACAAGGAGCCGGGGCCCUUGGGUCAGGCACUCGGUUCUGAAAUCGGCUGGAGACGCUUCUGGGUGGCGGCGACUCCGAUGCAGGACAGGAUAAACCAAACCCUUCGUACUUGAACAGUUCCACAGCUGAGACUGGAUAAACUCUGUACAUAGCAGCAGCGUUCCUUUCCUCCCGUAUUUCUCCAGGGCUCACAAUGUGUAAUUUCUCCAUGGCUUCAUCUAGCUGCUCCUGUGCUCUCCUGACCAUACUGACAGUUCAGCCUUGCCCAUCCCCCAUGGACCGAGUGUGUGGCGGGGGACGAGGGGAGGUGCCCACGGUGCGGCUCAUAUGCACGUUCCCUGUCUGUGCCUAAAUGGAAA
This is a messenger RNA of Mauremys reevesii (Reeves's turtle), 3680 nucleotides long. RefSeq names its product nuclear envelope pore membrane protein POM 121-like. Gene Ontology annotation, biological process: protein import into nucleus; RNA export from nucleus. The record is from RefSeq and is a predicted model, not a curated record. The transcript is spliced from 13 exons. Gene Ontology annotation, molecular function: structural constituent of nuclear pore. Lineage: Eukaryota; Metazoa; Chordata; Testudines; Geoemydidae. Gene Ontology annotation, cellular component: nuclear pore. The coding region runs from base 281 to 3220 and encodes 979 amino acids.